UGCUGUGUAAAAUUCCAAACUUUUCAGGCAAUUGUAUGUGUUACACAUGAUUUAUUCUUGUUUGUUUUGAGGCUUUAGCAACAAUUGUAAAACCUAUCUAUGUUUCCUUUAUCUUCUUCUUUUCCCCAAGGGAAAAGAUAAUAAUAGACUUUCAAGCUUAUAAUUUCCUUGAAGUAAAAAAGGGUCAAAUGGCACCACAUUGGACGUGCUGCCAAAGAUUCCAUGGUACGGGAGAUACGAUUUCUAAUGAAAUCCUUAGUUUUAGCAUUAAUGUGGCCUUGUCAAUCCUCUGUGAUGGUCUGAAAAUGUAAAAAUUUCAAAUUGAAGUGAGGCAAAAUAUAAUAAUUGGUUGUGGUUUAAUUUUGGUUUAUUAAACAAAACUGAUAAAAAUAUGGUUUCAUUCCAUCAGUGAAAUACAAUGCCACACUUUUCUCCUAUUUUUAUUUUUUUUUUCAAAAAGGAAAGCUAUUAACUUCUUUCUGGCUACAUGUUUUCAUUUACUUUUGUUAUGGCAUACAUUAGAACUAUGUUUCGGCAUCUCAUGAGUAAAAAACAUGAUCUAACCAAUUAUUAUAUUUUUGCCUCACUUCAAUAUUAAAUCAGAGUCCAUUAAAGGAACUUAAGACCGCGGUUGGAGAUCAUCGAUAUGAUAAGGAAGAGUUAGAUACUUGUCUUAUGGUGAUUCAAAAGGUAAUGAAAAUGGAUGCUGCUGAACCGUUCAAUUCCCCUGUUAAUCCAAUUGCUUUUGGAAUUCCUGAUUAUUUUGAUGUGAUAGACACACUAAUGGAUUUCGGAACAAUAUGUAGCAAUCUUGAAAGUGGUGUUAAGUAUUCUAACUCUGAGGAUGUAUUCAAAGAUGUACAGUUUAUUUGGGGCAACUGCUACAAGUAUAACAAUAAGGGUGACUACAUUUUAGAGCUUUUGAAAAGGGUUAAGAAGAAUUUUACAAAGUAUUGGACAACAGCUGGAUUGUAUAGUGGAUCAUAUUCAGACGAGAAACAUAAGUUGUUUGUCCAAAAAACUACGAAGCAAUUAUCAGCCAAAAAAUGGAGAAUUCAGUUGUACGUAGAUGCAAUCCGAACAAUGAGUUCAAAGUACAAUCAGUUCACCAUUCAAGCAGUUGAACCAAUGGAAGAUUAGGCAGAAGUUACCUUUUUUUUUUUACAGUAAUUUUAUUUUAUUUAGUGUUGAGACUUUUCUUGGUGCCGAGCUUCUUUUUCUUUCUCUUGACUUGUUAUUUAUGGAUUUACAUGGAGUAGUGUAUGCAAGUAUUUCAUAUACCCAGUUUUCUAAAAGUAAAUAAUAAGUAUUAUUUUAUUAUGAUUUAUAUA
This is a messenger RNA of Cannabis sativa, 1331 nucleotides long. Its product is annotated as bromodomain-containing factor 2-like. Gene Ontology annotation, molecular function: protein binding. The transcript is spliced from 4 exons. NCBI's taxonomy places the organism in Eukaryota, Viridiplantae, Streptophyta, Magnoliopsida, Rosales, Cannabaceae. Bases 676 to 1140 code for a protein of 154 amino acids. The record is from RefSeq and is a predicted model, not a curated record.